UGAUGUUUUUCAGUUCAUCAUUGUGUGCAUGUCUCAUUUGUCCAAAACUGCAAGGAAACUAUGAGAGCUCGGACCAAAAUCAUCAUGCUCGGCAUCUUUGUAUUUGGAAAUGUCAUGAUUUUAGCCUGCAUUCUACAGAACUUGGUAUUUUCAUCAGAACCACUUAUGUACCAGAAGUGCCAAAUGAUGAAAACCUUUCACCAGUCCACUGGUUUAAAAACAUACAAUUUGAAAGUCGCAGAAAAUGAUGUCAUAUAUAGGAAACUUAUUGUCGCAGAUGAUGUCAUAUACAGAAAACUUGUUUCUGAUGAGCCACCAUUUCACUUGAUGAGUUUUAACUCUAGCACCAGUGCAAAGAAAAGCGGGUAUGUCAUCAUUUCAUCAAACACUUAUAUGACUGGAGACACUCUUAAUAUAUAUGUGCAAACAUACGAUCAGCUUGGUAGUCUGAACACAUUCUAUGGAGAUUUCUUCCGGGCUCGAAUAUUUAACAAUCACUUAAAUGCAAGUGUGAGUGGGAUAGUUACUGACUUUAAAAAUGGAAGUUAUAUAAUAUCCUUUCCUCUAUUAUGGCCAGGAGCGGUUGUGAUCUCUGUCAAGUUGAUGCACUCUGGUCAGGCUGUGGCGUUUAUACGGCAAGGCAGAGAACUGUAUCCCCAUAAAAUAUCAUUCAAAGGAAUAUUCCAGUCAAAUGGAAAAGAAGAAAUCACUGAUUGUCAUUUUAACUUAUCGUAUUAUGGUCCUUUAUGUGACUUAUCUAAUGAAAAGGCAGGUGUUACUUGGUUCUGUGAGAAACCGAAAUCCUUACAGUGUGACAAUCUUAAGUUCUUCUACUCGUACAAUAAAAUAAACUACAAAUUAAGCAAGGAAGAGGAGAACAUUCUUGACAGCAAGCUCUUUGGAGAAGAGAUCACACCACUGGAAAGGUCAUCGAUUACUGUACAGUCAAAAAAAGACUUCAAGAUUACAGCUUCUCCAUGUAUUCCAAAGCCAUAUAUGCCCCAAAACAUCACAGGAUUUGUUUUAAAUAAUACAUGGACUUCUCUGCAGUGCCGAGCUCAGAAUUUUGCAACUCCACAAAUGGCAGCUAAGUGCUUAAGGGGUAAAAAGGUGUAUUUUUUGGGAGAUUCCACAACUCGUCAGUGGUGGGAAUACCUGAUUUCAUUCAUUCCAUCACUGAAGGCAUUUAAUUUUAUGGGUAAACAGAAGAACUUUGAGCAUCUGGCAACUGACAUCACUAACAACAUCUACCUUCGGUGGACUGCUCAUGGUGCACCAUUCACAAGCACCAGCAAAUACCCGUAUACAAACCUGCACCCUGUGAGCCAGGAGAUAGAUUUUCUAAAUGGUGGAAAGGACUAUGUCGUUGUCAUUGGAUUAGGGGCUCAUUUUACAGCAUUUCCAUUACAAAUUUUCAUCCAGAGACUGCUAAGUAUUCGCUCUGCAUUAGAGAGACUCAUUGCCAGAAAUCCUGAUACCGUGAUCAUUUUGAAAAAUGUAAACACCAGAGAUAUAAACAGCUUUGUAAUGGCAAACAGUGAUUGGCUGUCCUUUGAGUUUAACAGAGCAAUUAAUGAAGUUUUCCAGGGUAUGAAAGUUGUACUAAUUAAUGCCUGGGAUAUCACUGUCGCAUUUGAUUCAUUUAGAAUCCACCCACUACCUUCAGUAAUAAAGAGUGAGGUAGAUCUUUUUCUGUCGUACGUGUGUCCCAGACAAUGAUCUAUGGUAGGCAUUUGCCUGGUUACCUUUUAAAUACAUAGCGGUUAUUUUUAUAAAUUUGGUAACAAUGAGAUUUGGGACUUAUCCCACUGCCUGAAGUUAGAUAUUGCAGAAUGAACGACAUUUGAUGCUAAGUCCCUGGCCAUUUUUAAGUGCCAGUAAGAAAUUAAGACCUAAGAAUGCAAAAAUGCAAGAUCUAUUGGUAAAAUUCUGUGAGGUGUAAUAGGAAUAACCUAUAUAUUGGGGAAAGGUAAUAUUUUCCUAGCCUAAGUGUGAAAUGUUUGAAGUUACCGAGAACUUCCUGGUUGAAUUUUUGAUUCCUUGAUCUAUAGCUAUUGUCUACAGAGAUGCCUGACCACUAACCACUAGAAACACUCAAUGUAAAAGGCAGUAUGACUACUACAGUUGAGCUUUCUAACUUUCUAUGUUCAUACUAUGAGGCAAAAUAAGGGAAAGAAAAAAGUUUGAUACAAUUUUAUGUGGAGUUUUUUUUUUCCUAGAGCUAUAGUCUUACUAAAUCAAACAUUUGAACCCAUUGAGUUUCCUUCCAUGUAUCACUUCUGUUAAGUACUUCAUCGGUGAUUAUCUCCUCUAUCUGUAUCAUUGAAGGUAACAGCUGUUUGGUUUCUUGAUAUAUGGUAACAGAACUGAGGAGGACAGCUACCUAAGAUGUUCUUUAAGGAGACUCUAUCUACAAUUAAUUUCUGUUCCAUAAGGAGAUAUUGGAUGCUAUCUCUGCAGAUAAGGUCUGUUUUGAUAAGUCACAGAAGCACUCUGCACAAAUGUGAAAAUAUGGCAAGAAGACAUGAAGAAAUCCAGUCUUUGAAUAUGUAUAAACAUUCUGUUUCUGUAAUGGAUUGCUUUCAUUUCUCUGACAUCUAGUUGUGGGGAUCUGAGAAUAAAUUCCCUUCUAUCUCGAAGAGAGGUUUGGUAUGUCUUAAGGAUAAGACAUCAUAAGCUAUGUCAAGAUGUUAUUCAUCGACUUCAGUUCCCCCUUUAAUACUGUCAUCCCCCAGAACCUAAUGAUGAAAUUAAUCCAACUGAGCAUCAACACCCCCCUUGUGCUAUUGGAUUCUAGGCUCUCUCACAGACAGACACCAAAAGGCAUUUGGGAAAUAAUAGCUCUAAAAGCCUAACUCUGAACAGGGGUGUACCACAGGGCUGUGUCCUGAGUCCUCUACUAUUCACCUUGCUUACACAUGCCCAUGUAGCCGGGUAUGAAUCCAACAGAAUUAUCAAGUUUGCAGACGACACCACAGUCAUAGGUCUUGUCAGGAAUGGCAUGGAAACUGCAUAUAGGAGUGAAGUGGAACAUCUGCUAGGCUGGUGUGACAGCAACAAUCUGCCAGUGAACAUCAACAAGACCAAGGAGCUGACUGUGGACUUUAGGAGGUCUCAGGGAGCACAUCAACCUCUGGAAAAUCAGGAGGGCAGCAGUAGAAAGAGCCCAAAGCACUAAGUUCCUGGGUACACGUGACAGAGGUCUGUGCACACCCACCACUGUCCUAAAAAGCGCAGCAACUUUUGCACUUCCUACAGAAACUUAGGAGAGCAAACCUGUCACAGUCCAUCUUCUAAGCCUUCUAUAGGAGAACCAUCGAGAACAUACUGACAAACAACAUCAUUGUAUGGUACGGGAACUGAAAUGCCUCAGACCGCAAGGCUGUCCGGAGAGUAGUAACAGCAGUGGAAAGAAUCAUUCUCUCCACUGGCAUCCUUGGAUGACCUACAUGAAUUUUGAUGUAUUGGAAGAGCUAGAAAGAUAAUAACUGACCAUACUCACCCUGUUUGUAGUAUGUUCUCCCACCUUUCCUCAGGUGUACGUUACCAUACCAUACACUGUAAGACUUCCAGACUCAGUAGAAGCUUUUUUCCCCCCUUAUCCAUCAGAUUUCUGAAGUCUAACAACAGGCAUGCCAGAAGCCAUUCUGCCGUUUCAAACAAUUAACUGAAUAUUCUCAUGACUAAUCCAGUAAAUGACAUACUCUCAUGUCCAUUUAUUCUAAGAUCCCUACUACUAGAAACAUACUUUAGUGCAAUAUCCAAAUCUUCAUCUGUCCUGAAAUUUGAAUGUGCAAUACUCUAUGCAAUAUCUUUGCUUCACAGGUACCUGUUAAUGUGAAAAUUCAAGUUUGUGCAGUAUCUACUUGUGCAAUACCCUAAAUGAACCUUUUUAUACAUGUAAUGUAUGCAAGUCUCUGUCCUAGUAUUACUAAAUAGUAUAUGUAUGUAUGUAUGUAUGUUUCUUGCACUGGGAACAAAGCAACAUAAUUUUGUUUAGGUGCACUAUGUGAAGAUGUAAAUGACAGUAAAGUUUACUUUGACAUUGACUUUGAUAAGAUAGCCGUUCCAAUACAACUUUAACAUUGUAGCCACAAUCUAGUCAUUUUAAUUCUGUAGCAAGACUUAAGAAGAGCACUCAGCAUAGAAUAUUUGUGCCAAUAAAAUAGGCAAAAAAGUUCUAAUAAUGGAGAGAAUGCACCAAGGAAGACUCAGGAAAUGGAGGAAUUAUGGGGGAAGCCUACAAUGUGUCACCUUGUCCCCAAUAAGUUAAAUUAAGGAAAUAAAUACGUUUGUUUGUCUGAUGAGGAUGAAGGAGCCAUGAUCAUGUUACCACUGUGUCCAAUGACGUUAUGGGAUCUAUGUGCCUCUUAAUGUAUGUGGGUAAGGCCUCCAACAAUUUGUAAAUGCUAGGAAAAACAUUGACAUGAGUGGGAAGGAAGGAAUAAAUGGAUAUGUGGUGGCAGCCGGAGUCUGUAUGUUUUUCUUGUGUCCAUGAAUUUAUGAACGGAAUUAUUUUAAACCUGUACCAGAGGUGGGGUAUUACUUGACCUGGGAGUUUCCUGAAUCCAAGCAGUGGUCAGUCUGUGUGUCUGAGUGAUCUUGUUGCGAUGGACUGGUACUUUGGGAUGUUACUCUUUAUCUAGUGUUCUCUGUUUUGGGAUCUUUAUGAGGCUGUUUGUGUGCAGUGUCCUGUUGACCAGUUUAAAUCAUUAUGUGGAUGUUGUUAUUGUUAAUGUUAGGUAAUAAAACUCCUUUUAUAAAA
This is a messenger RNA of Protopterus annectens (West African lungfish), 4765 nucleotides long. RefSeq names its product NXPE family member 4-like. Bases 61 to 1719 code for a protein of 552 amino acids. The record is from RefSeq and is a predicted model, not a curated record. NCBI's taxonomy places the organism in Eukaryota, Metazoa, Chordata, Ceratodontiformes, Protopteridae. The transcript has 5 exons.